UGAAUCAGUGGGACCUCUCAGAGGCUUAUAGCCGACCGCGGCCCGUACCGCCGCGACUCGAUUGAGUAUUGACACCGAGGACGGAGCUUCAGCUGUGGCGGCAACAUGACAAGCGAAAAAUGUGACGUGAUUAUCAUCGGCGGCGGCAUCUCAGGUCUUUCAGCAGCCAAACUGCUGACAGAAUCUGGGCAGAAGGUCGUGGUACUGGAGGCCCGUGACAGGGUUGGAGGCAGGACAUUUACAGUCAGAAAUAACAAUGUAAAAUAUGUGGACCUGGGUGGAGCUUAUGUGGGUCCAACUCAAAACAGAAUCCUACGUCUGUCAAAGGAAUUGGGCGUGGAGACCUACAAGGUGAACGAGGUUGAGCGUCUAGUGUACUACAGGAAGGGAAAAUCCUAUCCUACCAGCUCCAGUCUUCCAACUUUAUGGAAUCUAUUUGUCUAUCUCGAUUUCAACAACCUAUGGAGAACCAUGGAUGAUAUGGGAAAGGAGAUACCAGUUGAUGCACCAUGGAAAGCACCCCAUGCUGAAGAAUGGGAUAAAAUAACUAUGCAACAGCUUAUUGACAAAACUUGCUGGACCAAGGUUGCCAAGGACUUUGCUAGACUCUUUGUAAAUGUAAAUGUCACUUCUGAACCACACGAAGUCUCUGCUCUCUGGUUCCUCUGGUAUGUGAGGCAAUGUGGUGGAACAACACGGAUAUUUUCAACAACCAAUGGUGGACAGGAGCGAAAGUUUGUUGGUGGUUCUGGUCAGAUCUGUGAACGGCUGAUGAACCAUCUUGGGGACUGCGUGAAGCUGAAAAAGCCUGUAAUCCGGAUUGAUCAAACACAAAGUACAGCCAUUGUGGAGACACUGGAUCAUGAGACAUUUGAGGCUAAGUAUGUUAUCAGCGCCAUUCCACCAGCAAUCAGCGCAAAGAUUCAUUAUGAACCACCGUUACCAAUUCUGCGAAACCAACUCAUCCAGCGUGUUCCCAUGGGAUGUGUGAUCAAAUGCAUGGUAUACUACAGAGAGAGCUUUUGGAGGAAGAAAGAUUACUGUGGUAGCCUGAUCAUUCAAGAUGAGGAGUCUCCUAUUGAACUGACUCUGGAUGAUUGCAAACCAGAUGGAACUGUCCCUGCUAUCAUGGGAUUUAUCCUUGCUCGAAAAGCACGGCGUCUGCUAAAUCUCACAAAGGAAGCUAGGAAGCAAAAGAUCUGUGAAAUUUAUGCCAAGGUGCUUGAUUCUGAGGAAGCAUUGCAUCCCAUUCAUUAUGAAGAGAAGAACUGGUGUGAAGAGCAGUAUUCAGGUGGAUGUUACACUGCGUAUUUCCCUCCAGGAAUUCUGACUCAGUAUGGCAAAAUCCUGAGACAGCCAUUUCAGAAGAUAUACUUUGCUGGCACUGAGACAGCCACCGAGUGGAGUGGAUACAUGGAAGGUGCUGUGCAGGCUGGGGAGAGAGCAGCUAGAGAGAUCCUGCAUGAAAUGGGAAAGAUUUCGAAAAGUGAGAUCUGGCAGGCUGAACCAGCAUCUUUGGAUGUUCCUGCUUUCCCAUUCAAGACAACAUUCUGGCAGAGAAACUUGCCUUCAGUUUCAGGGUGUUUCAAACUUUUUGGAUGGUCAACAUUCCUCGUCUCUGCAUCUGUCAUAGGGAUCUUUGCAUAUCAAAAAGGACUGCUGAGAAAGAAUUAAGUAGGAGAUACUUCGAAGCCAGACCCGUCACCUCUUCCUAAGUGCACAGUUUCACAGUCACUAUCUGCCAGCUUUGCUAAUCGUCUAAAAAUAUUUCUGCUCUGCUGAUUCAUACAAUAAUUUAGCUUUCCAUGAGGAAAACUACAAAUGAAAAUGUCAUUGGGAAUCCAUGAUUUUGCAUAUAUCCGCUAUCUUUUGAUACAAUUUAUUUUAAAUUUUUCAUGAUUGUACACGUUACAUUGACAAAUUCCAGAUUUUUGGAAGAUACCUUAUACAAUGCACACUGCUUUUCCUUGAUGAUUGCAUUACUGAGUACAUGUGUAUUCAAACUUCUACCUAUAAUUCUGUUUACAUUAGCCGAACCUCAUUACAGAAGCCAUUGCAUAAUGUGUAGAACGAAGUGUUAUUAAAAUACCAGCAAUCCUCA
This is a messenger RNA of Carcharodon carcharias (great white shark), 2101 nucleotides long. It is a transcript of the gene maoa, whose product is annotated as monoamine oxidase. The record is from RefSeq and is a predicted model, not a curated record. The coding region runs from base 106 to 1674 and encodes 522 amino acids. NCBI's taxonomy places the organism in Eukaryota, Metazoa, Chordata, Chondrichthyes, Lamniformes, Lamnidae. The transcript is spliced from 15 exons. Gene Ontology annotation, molecular function: oxidoreductase activity.